AACGCUCGACAGAAGUGAUAACUUAAACCGCUUAAACCUGCUGACAUGCUUGAGAUAAAGGGAAGCCAGACAGACGGGCGCCGUAACGCGUUACGUUACGAAGCGAUAUACUUACUUCCUUAAGAAUAUAUCAUUAUCAAAAUAUUUUGAAAAUACGGCACUCCAGGCGUAGAAUAGAUUAGAUUAUUAUUAAAGUAACAUCUAUUACAGGCAAGUCGCGAGACCAACCCGAGGCCUACCCAAAUGAAAACAAAAGUCAGAAAUCGGAAUAUAAUUUUAGCAUAUCGAUCGCGUUCGAUAACAUGAACGCAAACGCACUAUUGAUAAGAAAAUUUAUAGAAUAAAAAUUAUUUUCGGCACGAAGUCCAGAGCGAAACAGUCGUUUAUUUAUUCACCGUUUCAUUCACACAACACCCAAGUUGUUUACUUUAUUAUUAUCAAAAUACCUGCUGAUAUAAUCGGGCAUGACUAUGAUAUUAAAUAGUGACAAAUGAAUUUUUUUGCGUACUAGAAGACGUGUAUAUAACAUUUCAAUAAACUUCUCAACAUUUUUUUCUCGAUACUUUUAGCUAUUAAUUGCUUCAAAAGAUCCGUGAUGUGUAUAGGCCUUGAAUCACGGCAGUAGUGUUUACACCAUCAUCGAAGAUAGCUGUUUAAUUAACUUAUUGUUACCUGUUACCAUUUUAAUUUAGGAUGACUUUUACUCCCAAUUUGGUACUGAGACGGUUAUAUUCUGAUGUUUCAAAAAAAGUGCGUGCACAAAAAUACGUGCUCACCAAAUAUUUUCAAGGAGAACCAAAAAAGAGCGAUUUUAAAAUAGUCGAGGAAGAUCUUCCAGAACUGAAGGAUGGCGAAAUAUUAGCUCAAGCCGAAUAUCUCAGUGUGGACCCAUAUAUGAGAGCCUAUAUGAUAGGAUAUAAGCUACCCACAGAUAUGAUUGGUGGUCAGGUUGCUAAAGUGAUCGACAGCAGGAAUAAAAAUAUUCCAGUAGGCGCAUACAUCACUGGUCCUUUUGGCUGGCGGACACACACAGUAACCAGUGGGGACAAAAUUUUUAGCAGUUCCAUUGAUUUACCCAUAACAGUGCUGCCAGAUUUGAGACCCUAUCCUGUAUCUCUAGCGCUGGGUAUACUUGGCAUGCCAGGUAAUACAGCGUACUUUGGUUUAAAAGAAAUAUGCCAACCGAAGGAAGGAGAGACUAUAGUAAUAACAGGUGCAGCCGGUGCAGUUGGUUCACAUGUUGGGCAAAUUGGCAAAAUAUUAGGUUGUCGUGUCAUAGGAUUUGCUGGUACCGAUGAAAAGUGUAAUUAUUUGGAAAAAGAAUUAGGAUUUGAUCGCGCGUUCAACUACAAAACGUGCAAUGUUAGAGCUGCACUCAAAGACGGGGCCCCGAAUCGCGUGGAUUGUUAUUUUGAUAAUGUGGGAGGCGAGAUCAGUUCCACAAUAAUGUCUCAUAUGAACAAAUACGGAAGGAUCGCCGUCUGCGGUUCCAUAUCAUCUUACAAUGAUACGGCACCGCCAAAAGUCACGAUUGUGCAGCCUGCAUUAGUUUUUAAAGAACUCAAAAUGGAAGGAUUUUUAGUGAACCGAUGGAAUGACCGUUGGCAAGAGGGGAUUGAUAUGAAUUUGAAGUGGUUGAAAGAAGGAAAAAUAAAAUAUCAAGAGAAAGUUUACCAUGGAUUUGAAAAUAUGGUGGAUGCGUUAUUAGGGAUUCUGAGGGGAGAAAAUACUGGAAAAGCUGUAGUUAAAGUGUAGAAAUAUUACUGACUUAUCAGUGAGAAAGGCCUAUACUGUGUAGGCAGAGCAAGGCACCAUAAAUAUGCUUUGCUUUAAUUAAAACACAUAAAAGUAUGUAUGUGUUUGAAAUUAUACGCAAUAAAUACAAAGUAGUUUUAAGAAA
Bicyclus anynana (squinting bush brown) is the source of this 1900-nucleotide messenger RNA. Its product is annotated as prostaglandin reductase 1. The record is from RefSeq and is a predicted model, not a curated record. Gene Ontology annotation, biological process: prostaglandin metabolic process. The transcript has 8 exons. Gene Ontology annotation, molecular function: 15-oxoprostaglandin 13-reductase [NAD(P)+] activity; 2-alkenal reductase [NAD(P)H] activity. Gene Ontology annotation, cellular component: cytoplasm. NCBI's taxonomy places the organism in Eukaryota, Metazoa, Arthropoda, Insecta, Lepidoptera, Nymphalidae. Bases 694 to 1755 code for a protein of 353 amino acids.